Chaetomium strumarium is the source of this 4784-nucleotide messenger RNA. RefSeq lists its product as uncharacterized. Gene Ontology annotation, molecular function: chromatin binding. The transcript is spliced from 4 exons. Lineage: Eukaryota; Fungi; Ascomycota; Sordariomycetes; Sordariales; Chaetomiaceae. Bases 212 to 4687 code for a protein of 1491 amino acids. Gene Ontology annotation, cellular component: NuA4 histone acetyltransferase complex. Gene Ontology annotation, biological process: DNA repair. The record is from RefSeq and is a predicted model, not a curated record.
GCUGAUACGGUUAUCUCAACACACCCCCUCAGCAAAGCACGGCAGAGAUUUACGCCCUGCUUGAAGAGGUCAUUCAAUCUUCGCAUUGUCAAAAAGUCGCAACGCUGCCAUUUUCUAUCUCUUGUUGUUGCGAUUUCGGUUUUCCAUCGCUCUGUUGAAGUUGACAUCGUCAUCCGUUUGAUUCAAAACGGAUGUCGCGGUCGCCGAUGACAUGACUGAGCAGGCGCUCGCCGACCGCCUGAAGCUGCUGAAAUCAAAACGGGCGGAAUUAAGCUCAAUUGCGUCUUCGCGUAAACGUAAGCUGCGUGAGCUCUUCGCUAUCGCAGCCGCCGACCGAGAUGGCGUUCCCAACUUCGAUCUAAGCGAUCCCGACGCGCCGCCGACCGCGCCUGCGGAAGAAAAGUUCCUGAACGAAGCCGACAUUCUGCAAGGUUGGCGAUUAAACGAGCACAACAUACCGGCGCGUCGGAAACGGCUGUUUGAUACACAACAGCUUCGUGCGCGGUACGGGCCUACGGCGACCGAGAAGACCACUCGCGAUAUAUCGAACAAAUCGCGGGAGGGCGGGCCACCCUCGUCGAAGCUCCAGAGCGGAGGACCUGACGACCGAGACGUAUACUCUGGAACAAGCAGGAAUGUAGACGACUUGUCGGUUGGUAAAUCGGCUACGGAUGCCAACACCGCGAGCGCCGUGGUUACCGAACAGCAGCAUGGCUACCCCGACAAACUGCAAGCGAAUAAGAAUCUUGUCCAUCCCCAAGACCGGGGCCGGGGCGAUGGCGCUUCCGACGGACGCGACGGGGGCCAGGCACCUCUGGGCAGCAGGACGAUGGUACCGCGCUCGGAAGGUUUGGCCGCAAGUCCCAGGCUGCUUCACGACGACGGACAGAGCGUGAAAGAUGCUGAGGCCACAUCUCUGGAUCAGCGGGUGCCUCUCACUGAUUCUGUGCGCUACGCUGACGCCUUAUCAUCUCCCGGGUCUACUGCGCCGUCAAUGUUGACAUCGGCCGUGCACGAUGCGUCUGCGAAUACCAGCCCUGACAACGACGGACCACAGUACUUGGAGAGGACUGAAGAAGCCCCUCUUCAGGGACUGAAAGAGCGGCCCAUGGUACAGGAAGGGGAACAUGGUGGCGAUACCCAGGUCAUUGCGACUUCGCCCUCGCUGGAAGUGUCGCCUCUAACGACUGUUGAUGGCGUAGAAGCGCAGCUGCUUGAGGAAUCGGUGGCGGCCCAGCUAUCCCAGCCCUCCAGUCGGCCCGCAUCAUAUACAGCUCAUGCACAGCACUCUGAGCCUGCAGGCGAUGCUGUUCUUGCCACCGGCAGUCUCACCAAAGCUGUGGAAGGUGUGGAGGAACGGGCCCAGUCAUCUGUGUUAGGGGAUAGUGCGUCGCAGGUGGCGCACGCUGCAUCUCCCACCGGACAGGCAGAAAACCAGCGGGAUGAUAAGACUACCCCGGAGGUAAAUCGUACCGGUGUUAACAUGCAUGAAAUGAGCAGUGAUAGUAUCGUGGUCCCCAUGGACCUCGACAAACCAGAUAUCGCUGCAUCCCGAGACACGACGACACCAAACGCAUCACAAAACACCACAUCCACCCUGAAAAACAUCCCUUCUCUUCCAGGAGCUGCCGCUAUGGAUCGAACCGGACGAGAUGAGUUACUUAAGAACCCGCCAUCGUCCACAAAUGUACCUGGACCUUCUGCCGAACCGCCCCAAACCUUGGGGCCAGAGACUCCAAGCGUGUCUCGCGCAACCGAGGAGCAGAUCUCCGCACAGAAGGCUUCCUCCGGGGCCCAACUCACACUGCUCGCCCACAAGGCUCGUGAGAAACGACGGAAGAGCGUCCCGACCGUGAUUUUCGGCAAGCAACCUACAAAGUCGAAGCCGAGAGACGAGGGCACAGUUGUUGUCAGCCAGCAACGGCCGGGACAGAUCCCAUCCGAUGACUACUUCACGCCUCUUUUCAUUGAGGGCUUCACUCGGCAAUCAACGUGGAUGAAGCCUAUCGAGAAACUCUUGAACCAGGCCCACAAGACCAUCUCAACCUCGGACCAGUACGUUUCGAUCCUAGACCACCAAGCUUGCAAGAUUUUGCGGCGUGUCUAUCAUCUUCAGCAGCACGACAAAUGGUCAUUGAGGCAGCCGGUACGAUGCCCAGAGCCGGCAAGACCACCGUCUCACUGGGAUAUCGUCCUCAAGGAGAUGAAAUGGAUGCGCACCGAUUUUCGCGAGGAGCGGAAGUGGACGCGAGCGGUUGCGCGAAACCUCGCCUAUGCCUGUGCGGAAUGGGUCCACUCGAGCCCGGCAGAGCGGUUGGCGCUCCAGGUGAAUGCGGUACUUCCGCCACGAUCAGCAGACAGGAUUGCGGGAAGCACGAAUGUCAAUACCACUAGUGCUAUGGACGAAGCGAUGCCGGAUCUCGUUCACACCGAUUCCCCGAUGGAAGCUGAGGAGGAGCCCCCAGAGAUCAUGGUUGAUUCUGCUGCCCCAUCUGCCAUCUUCGCCCUGCACGACGACGAGGUUGUCUUUGCCCUACAGCCCUCGAAAACGGCGGAUCUCCUUCUAGAAAACCUCCCAAUCCAUGGUUCACCACUGCAGGUCCCCAAAUUCGACUUCGUCGGCGCGGAUUACGAUCCAGACGCAAAGUGGAAGCGUCCCGCGGUGCCUCUCAGCAAGUAUGUUGAAGGUGAAAUGGUUCUGACCAACAACACUCCACCCCGCAAGCGCCGUCGAUACGACUAUCUUGCGGAACACGAGGGUGAGGGUGACAUGGUCUUUGAAGAAGACAAGGACAACGGCUCAGAGCUACGGCCCGAAAACACUGCAAUUGCAUUGUUCAGCCCUGAUAUGAAGGGCAUCCGAGAUCGACUCCACGCUGGCCACCAGUUCCGACCACCUACCGAGCACCCUAUGCCCCCUCAGACCUUCUUUGAGUGCCGAACUGCGUCUCAGUGGACGUGGGCUGAGGAUGAGCAGCUCAAGUGCCUUGUCCGCGAGUGCUCAUACAACUGGUCUCUGAUAUCGACAAUGGUAUCGACCCCCUCGGCGUUCGCUUCCGGAGCCGAGCGGCGUACACCCUGGGAGUGCUUUGAGCGAUGGGUUAGUCUCGGCAGCUUGGAAGGCCUGCCAAACGAUAUGGCGAGAACCCCAUAUUUCAAAGCCUACCAAGCUCGGAUCGAUGCGGCGCAGAGAGCCAUUGCGCAGCACAACCAAAAUGUACAGCAGCAAGUGGGACCAAAUGGUGCGGUUACGCCGAUCCCCAGACGGAGACCGACCACGAGCAUACGUGUUGAGCGACGGCGCAACCAGAAGCACCUGGCACUGAUUGAUGCUAUGCGGAAACUGGCGAAGAAGCGAGAAACUGCGGCCCAGAAAGCUCAGCAGGUGGCCAAUCUGGCGGCCAUGCGCAAGGCGAACGAGGUGCCCAGGCAGCAGCAGAUUCAGAACAAGACGCCGCGAGACUAUAGCAUCAUGCGGUGGGAGCGGGACCAGGCGCUCGCGGAGAGAAUGGCUGCAUACGCCGCGCGGCAGGCUGAGGCGAAUGCCAGGAGAUUGCAGCAGAAGCAGAGCAACCCCGGCCAAGCACCGGGUACCCCGGGGGCUGUUCCUGUUCCGCAGGCGGCAGCGCAGCUCGCUGCGGCAAACCCGCUCAACAACGCCGCGCUUCUCAAUGUCCCUGGGCAGCUUGCCAUGGCCGCGCACAAUCGAGUUCCAGGACGAGUUUCGAUACCAGGGACUCCCGGGUCGGUUCCUGCCGCUGUACAAGCGCGACUUGCCGGCGGCCUUGUCCCGCCGCUUCAAAUGGCAGGCAUUCCUCAGGCUCAGCUUCAGGCAAUGCAGGCGGCGGCACAGCAGAGACUUCCAAUGGCCAAUCCUCACCCCGACAUCAACCUGGUGCUUCAAGCACGGUCAAUUCAAAACCAACAACGAGCCGCCAUCCAGCAACUCCAGCAGCAGCAGCAGCAACAGCAGCCAUUGCAGCAACAGCACACUGUCCAGGCACCACCACCACCACCACCACAGCAGCAGCAGCAGCAGCAGCAGCACCAACAGCAACAACAACCCGCCCAGCCACACGCGCAACAACAGGUAGCACAGCAGCAACAGCCGCCGACUGGCCAACAAGCGCAGCAACUGCCCCAAGCGAACGGGGCCCAGGGCUCCCCAACACCGUUGCGUAGCGUGGUCAACGGCCUCAACCAGGGGGCGUUCCUGACGAACGCGCAGGCUAUGGUAGCAUCGUUCAAUGCGGCCAAUGGUGCUAGUUUGGUGACGUCGCCGGGUCCGGGUUUGAGUAUGCCCGCCAUGCCAGGCAGAUCUCCCGGAAUCCUGAGCCAGCAUAUCACACAACGACUUGCGGAGCUGGAGGCGCACUACCGGGCUAAGAACGCAAACCUCCCACCAGAAACAGUGCGGCAGUUGGCAACUGAGCAUCUGGGUCGCCUGAUCGUGCAGAGCCAGCAGCAAGCACAGCAAGCAGCAAUGAACGCGGCCGCAGGAGCGGCAGCACAGCAGCCAAUGAACAGUCCACAUCAGUAUGCUUCACUCCUCCGGGCCCAGCAACAAGCACAGGCCCAGCAGGCGGCCGCCCAACAGGCCGCCCAACAGGCUGCUCAACAACAACAACAAGGGCAGGGGCACCAGAGACAGGCGAGCGGAAGCGCGACGCCGGCUCCGGGCAAGUAGUCGCCGGACACAUUAUUUGUGGUGGUCGCAGGUGGUCAACCAUCCUAGGGAAAGAAAGCUUUUGUCGAUGAUUAGAGAUCGAUCAGCGCCCAGUUUA